Molecule: messenger RNA, 1164 nt
Organism: Rotaria sordida
Lineage: Eukaryota; Metazoa; Rotifera; Eurotatoria; Philodinida; Philodinidae
Source: the annotation of a GenBank genome assembly
AUGUUAUCAUCUAUUAUAUUCUUCUAUAUAAUUUUCUUUAUAUCAGUUUCUAUUUCGACUAAAAUCAAUAUAAAUAAUCGACCAUCGGUAGGAGUUAUUCGUUGGGAUGCUUGGAAUUUAUUUAAUAGUCAAUAUGAUCCUAUUUCAUUUUAUUUACAUCGAGCUUUAAGUCCUGAAAAAUUUCAUUAUCGUAUACCAUUCUAUGCAACAGUUCUUUCAUCAACAAAUAUUUCUUUCAAUGGUGAUUUACAAAAUGUUAUGGAUCAAGAAAUUCUUUAUGCUAAACAUGCUGGUAUAGAUUAUUGGGCAUUUGAUACAUAUUGUCAAUUUGGAAUAAAUUGUACAACAAAUAAUACAUAUUGUAUUCAAUAUUAUAAACAAACAUCAAAUCAAUAUUGUCCUCAAAAUCCUUCAUAUGGAUUAAAUUUAUAUCUUUCAAGUGUAUAUAAAUCUUUAAUAAAUUUUACUCUUAUUUUAUUAGGUUCUUCACCAUGUGAUAUAACUUUUCAACAACAUUAUAUUGAUCUUAUGAAAUUACCACAAUUUCAAACUGUAUUAGGUGGUCGUCCAUUAGUAUAUUUAUUUCAAUUUGAUAAUGCUGAAGCUGAUAUUUGUGGAUGUGGAUGGUCUGGAAGUGGACAAAUAUUUAAUAAAUUUAGACAAAUGGCUAUAAGUCAAGGUCUUCAAAAUCCCUAUAUGGUUUUAAUGGAUUUUAAUGUUGCAACAGUUCAAUCACAUGCUUCAAUGCUUGGAUUUGAUGCUAUUUCAACAUAUGCAUUACCUGGUGGAACUCUUGAUGGAACUCCAUUUGUUGAAUUAUUUCAUUCAGCUCAACAAUGGUGGCAAUCUGCUCAUGAUAUUGGAGCUAAAAUGGUACCAAUAGCUCCAACAGGUUGGGAUCCACGACCACGUGCUGAAAAUCCUGUACCAUGGGUUAUUGAAGGACCAGAACAUUAUAUUCAACCAACAGUUGAUGAAUUACAAGAAUUAAUUCGUAGUGGAAUUAAUUUUACAUGUAAUUACAAUCAAACAGUUGAAGCACAAACAAUUAUUAUUUAUGCAUGGAAUGAAUGUAGUGAAACUAGUGGUUCACUCAUUCCAUCAAUGGGAAAUGGAACACUUUAUAUUGAUGCUUUAUCAAAAAUUCUUCCGAUGUAUUGCUAA